Messenger RNA from Ictalurus furcatus (blue catfish), 2693 nucleotides. RefSeq lists its product as uncharacterized. The record is from RefSeq and is a predicted model, not a curated record. Lineage: Eukaryota; Metazoa; Chordata; Actinopteri; Siluriformes; Ictaluridae. The coding region runs from base 1336 to 1956 and encodes 206 amino acids. The transcript is spliced from 2 exons.
AGCUAAAAAGUGUUACAUUCCCCUAUGUAUGGAGACCUGUGUCACGGAUUUCCCGUCGCACUGAGCACUGCAGUGAGCAGCGUGCUCAACAGUGACAGCGCGUGCUUCCUGGGUUACACUGACUUUGUUUACUUUGACGUGUGUUUUGUUUUCUGUCCUGUCUCCGCCCCUGUUGUGUUAUUGGAUAUUUUCUCAGCUGUUCUCAUUUCCCACUUUUAUUUCAUUUAGUAUUUAAACCCUUUGUGUGUCUGUAGAGGUGAAGUACUGUGCGUUUCCUUGUUUUGCUGCCAGAGCCAUACUAAGCCUUUGAUCUUUGUCCUCGUUUCCCGGUGUUUUGAACCUGUUCUCGUCCUCGAUUCUCAUCGAAGCCCUGUUCAUGCACGUUUGCUGAUUGCCUGACUCCUUGCUUUUUUUUUUACUACGUUUCUGCCUUGCAUUUUGGAACUGUCUUCCUAUGUAUUUAAUAAAAGCUUUAACUGCACUUGCAUCCAUCUCCAACUCCAUUACAUGACAGAAUACUUCACCUCCAACAUGGAUGCAUCAGGAAAGCAGAGGAGAUGUCACACCAGUUUAGCAAUGCCAUCGUUCAACUCAGUCAUGUUUCCUCAGUGGACUGCCAUGAGUCCCCCGGACCCGUAUGAUGGUUUUUUGGUUAUCCCGAAUAUUUUCUUUUCGACUGCCAAUGCAAUGGCUAGAGUUUAUUUUGUCCCGGUUCUUUGGCCCAGCCCCCCAGUGGGUGGAGUUUCCAGUGACCACAAGAUCCAGUGGACUUAGCAAUAUAACUCAGUUUGUGGGACUAUUUGUGAAGGUGUUCGGGAGCCCAGAGUACACCCCCCAACCUGGAAAAUCUUUUGGGGGAGGCCAGCCUGUCGGAUCCUGUCAUUCACCACCUACUAUGAGCAGGCUGACGGGACGGCCUAAACAGCCCAGCUCCAGCCAGAGGCUGACAGGGUGGCCUAAACAGCCCAGCUCCAGCCAGAGGCCAACAGGGCGGCCUCAUCUCCAGAGCUCCAGCCUGAGACCCACGAGGUUGUCUCCCCUGCAGAACUCCAGCUGGAGGUCAACGUGACAACCUCAUCUCCUGAGCCCUAGUAUAAGACAGAUGAAGUGGUAUAUCCAGCCAUGAUCCUGAUAGAGGUCAACAAGGCGACCUCCCAGGUUCAGUUCUAGUUAGAGGUCGACGGCGUGGCCUCCUGAGCCAUGUUCCAGUCAGAGGCAGACGAGACGGUCCACCGAGACAUGCUCCAAGUCUGGGGAUGAAACGGUUACCAGUUUCACGAUAAACCAUGAUAAAAUACCCUGACGUCAGAGGCUGAUGAGACGGCCCACCGAGACAUGUUCCAAUCAGAGGCUGAUGAGACGGGCCACAGAGACAUGUCCCAAUCAGAGGCUGACGAGACGGGCCACGGAGACAUGUCCCAAUCAGAGGCUGACGAGACGGGCCACGGAGACAUGUCCCAAUCAGAGGCUGACGAGACGGGCCACGGAGACAUGUCCCAAUCAGAGGCUGACGAGACGGGCCACGGAGACAUGUCCCAAUCAGAGGCUGACGAGACGGGCCACGGAGACAUGUCCCAAUCAGAGGCUGACGAGACGGGCCACGGAGACAUGUCCCAAUCAGAGGCUGACGAGACGGGCCACAGAGACAUGUCCCAAUCAGAGGCUGACGAGACGGGCCACAGAGACAUGUUCCAAUCAGAGGCUGACGAGACGGACCACAGAGACAUGUCCCAAUCAGAGGCUGACGAGACGGGCCACAGAGACAUGUUCCAAUCAGAGGCUGACGAGACGGGCCACAGAGACAUGUCCCAAUCAGAGGCUGACGAGACGGGCCACAGAGACAUGUCCCAAUCAGAGGCUGACGAGACGGGCCACAGAGACAUGUUCCAAUCAGAGGCUGACAAGAUGGCCCACCACACCCUGCUCAUGCUUGAGGCCGACAACAUGGCCCACUAAUUCAAGCUCCUGUCUGAGGCCUAUGGCAAAGCCUCCCAAGUCCAGCUCACACCUGAGGAUGGCAACGUGACCUCCCAAGCCUUGUUCCCCCUCAUGACCCCGGCGAUCCUGCCCCAGCCUCAUGUCUUUUCCUUGACUCCUCUGGGAACCAGCUACUUUAUGGACAGUGUUUGCCUCUGGACCUGGUAGGCUGUGUGGACGUUUUGCACAGAGGGCCUGGACCGCUGGGGGGUGGGGGGUUGUUUUUUGGCGAACUCUGUCACGGAUUUCCCCUUGCACUGAGCACUGGAGUGAACAGUGUGCUCAACAGCCCAAAGCGCAACAGCGCACGGUUCCGGGUUUUCAUUGACAUUGAGUUUGUUUACUUUUGACACGUGUUUUGUUUAGGUUUCUGUCCUGUCUCCUCCCCUGUUAUGUUAUUGGAUAUUUUCUAAAUGUCUCAGCUGUUCUCAUUUCCCACUUUGAUUUCGUUUAGUAUUUAAACCCCUCGUAUGUCUGUUCAAGGCAAAGUACUGUGCGUUUCUGUGUUUUGCCGCCAGAGCCAUACUAAACCUUUGAUCUUUGUCCUCGUUUCCUGGUGUUUUGAUCCUGUUCUCAUCCUCGUUUCUCGAUUCUCUUCGAAGCCCUGUUUAUGCCCGUUUGCUGAUCGCCUGACCCCUCGCUUGUUUUUUGUCUAAGUUUUUGCCUUGCGUUUUGAAAUUGUCUGUCUGUCUCUUUAAUAAAAGCUUUAAAUUGCA